This is a messenger RNA of Sus scrofa (pig), 21708 nucleotides long. The record is from RefSeq and is a predicted model, not a curated record. Lineage: Eukaryota; Metazoa; Chordata; Mammalia; Artiodactyla; Suidae.
GAUCCUUAACCCACGGAGGGAGGCCAGGGAUGGAACCCGCAUCCUCAUGGAUACUAGUCGGGUUCGUAAUCCCCUGAGCCAUAAGGGGAACUCGUAUAUCUUCAAGCUGGGUUGGGGGCGAUAGGAGAGGGGACAGGAGAGUCCUUCCGUGAGGAGGGAACAUGGCCGGCCACCUGCUGAGUAUUUAGAAAUAGUGCAGGAUCUGUGGGUGGGUGGAGUGCGGUGGUUUGGCCACUCCUCCCCUGUGCACAUGAACUUGUGGCUUCUGCAAAAGGAGAACUGCAGUGAGAAAGACAAGAAGGGGUUUGUGUCGCAAAGGAAACUCUAGAGUGAGGAAGGGAAGUGGGGACGCCAGAGCAGGCGACAUCGCAGAGUAAACCAGGAAGGCUGGAAAUGCCUCCAUGUGCAAACCAACACUCCCCCCCACCCCCAACCUCAGUGUUGAUCCAGGGGGUGUGCACCGUAGCCCCCUGUUCCCCCGCGGCUCUGGACGCCAGCUUGCUGUGCUCGGCGCCUCUGGGUGCAGCGCCCCAGUCCCUCUGUGGAUGGUUAGUGGCACAGGGCACACUGCUUGGGGAUGGGUGAGUUUUAGCCCCUUUUCCUGGCCCGGUGCCCCGGGCAGAGCACGACCCCAGGCCUGUGUGGUGACCCUUCCUCCUGGUGCCGCCUUUAGUUGUAUCUGCUCUUCUGGGAAAAAUCCUUCCAUUGGUUCAGUCUAAUCUGUCGUCUCUGAAAGAAAAGAGAGGUGAGACUUCCGCUUAGCUGGGUCUAGAGACUCGGCCAGAGGGGAUUUUUAAAAUUUUUUUCCCUUCAUCAUCCCAAGGAUAGCACAUGGUUCCUGGAAUUCCAGCAUUUUCUGGAAAAGAACCCUUUUGCUUCAUCAGCACGUUUCCUUCUAGCCCUGGGGACGGUCAGCCCCCACGGCUUUCUCGCUGGCAUCACUUACAUUUUGAACCCUUUGCUUGCUUUCCGAACAUAAAGCGCAUUUUUAAAGUGCUCCCCGUGUUAGUUUUGUGCUCCGCAGGGUCUUUGUUUGGUUUGGCUUUGCUCAGUGUGGGAGCCUAGUUUGUAGGUAGCGUUGAAGAUGAGCGCAGGCUUCUGUGCAUUGUUCCCCGGGAAGGAUGGAAAUUCUUCCAGUUCCACUGUUUGUCCUUCCAGGGGCUCUAGUUCGCAGAUGGAAAUCCUGGAAGAGCCUCUUAGGAAGGGACGCUGGUAAAUGAUCCUUGUGCUGGUUUGGAUCAUUAUGGAUUAACAAAUUGCACAAGUCGUCUCGAACCUUCUAAAAUAUGCUUGAAGGAGAACACAGUCGGGGUGACGAAUCUGUCCUGGAAAUAACAAGAGGAAACACGUGGUGGCCCUUCCACGAGCCUGGCACCGCAUCAGCCCGCGCGCGCCUCACACCAGCCCAUUCUGUCCCUGAGGUUGGCCAAAGCCCGGGUCCCUGGUCCCCUCCGGGGGCAGCCCAGGAACCCGCGGCCGCAGGGCUGGAAGUGACAGAGCUGGGAUUGGAACCCAGGCAGUCCCGGCUUCAGAAUCUGUGCUUUUGAGGAUCGCUUUGUGCCCUCUGGUGCUCUUCCCACGGCAAGGAUCGCAAAGAGGCCUUAGAAACUUCUCUUACUUUCCACGUCACCUCAGCUUUAAGCUCGGGGUCAGAGGUUGAUGAAAACAACAACAGAAAAGGAUCCUGCUCCUGUGUUAACCUCCUCCUCAAACCAGAUGAACAAAACUGUCAGGACACAGCUUCCUUCCAGACACCGAGAGCUGAAGCAUCGCCAGAACACUGUCCUAAAACACUGGGCUGAUCCCUCCAGGAGCUGCCCCGGGGCCUGGCUGCGGGGUGCCCUCCCUCUCGGCACCCUCUCCUUUUUGAGAGCACGAAAAGCAUCUCGCCUUUUCCUUGCCCAGCUAGUGGAUUUGGUGAGCUUUUGAAAGUAUGCUAUACAUGACUUCGCCUGCUUGCUAAAGGACAGUGGGAGGUUCCAGGACUUGGGCCUGGUCCUGGCACUCUUGGCUACUGGCUGUGUGACCUUGGACUUUCAAGACUUGUGUUUAUUUCAGCCCAUGGCAGUGGUGGAGGGGCUCAUACUGGCAGGAGGGACUGGUUUGGUGAGGUUAAGAAGAAGCUCUUACAUAUGCUGCUGGACUGAUGUUAUAUUGACUGCAGUGGCUCUGUGUGUGUGUGUGUGAGGCGGGACCAGCGCGUCCCUUGUGAGUUUGGGGCAUCUCUCCCGUGGGUAAGUGGUGAGCUGAGCUGGAUGCUUGGGAGUGGCUGGGAAGGUGAGUGUUGAGCUGAGCUUCUCUCCUUUUCUGCAUUGCAGUGUGGACCGUAAAGUGGCUGUCGACUCAGUUUCUGGCCCAAACUCCUUUCCCUUGGUUUUCCCCCCUCCUACUUUGGGCUCGCCUCCAGUUUGCCUACAAAGUGCUGUUUGUUGUGAGGCUGAAGCGGGCAAUUCUCUGGGCAGCGACACUGUGGCUGCAGGCAGUUACUGUAGUUCCGAGCAGAAAGCCAGGCUGGAGUAGGAGGGACAGACAGGGCUUGUUCCUUAGAAUUUUGUACAGUGAUUUUUGAAGGAAAGAAAGGGGAUUAAGAGAUGACUUCUCAAUAGAAAUAUUAUGAAAUGCCCUUCAUAACAGAACCGAGUUGGGCCAGGAGAAAGGGCCUUAAGAAGUCAAUGCUUCUGACUCUGAAAGCAAAUGCUUUUUUUCCUAAGUAGAAGCAAAUGCUUUUGGAGUUCCUGCGGCGUCUGCAAUGCAUUCCAGGAGGACAGGAAACAAAAGUUAAUACUAAAUAGUCGUCCCUGCAGCUGCCAUUUCGGUGCAUUUUAGGUGGUCUGCAGUGGGCCCAGACGCUUUCCGUGUUUUAUCCCCCAAUCGGCCAUCAAGGUCGGGUUCCUAUUUUGUGUGUCCAUUUCAAAGAUUAUAAAAUCGAGGCUACAAGUGUCUCAACCUGCCAGGGGUUACAGUGCUAGUAAGUAAUUGGAAAAGCUAAACUUUUUUUCUUGGCCAUGCCUGUGCAAGUUCCCAGGUCAGGGAUUGAACCCGAGCUCAGGCAGUCACCCAAGCCGCUGCAGUGACAAUGCCAGAUCUUUCACGUGCUGUGCCACAAAAGAAUUCCUGGAAGGGCUAAACGUCGGAGUCUGUCUCUCAUCCGCAGACUGAGGAUAAGUAAGAUAACACCCCUGCUUUGGGGGGCAAACCGGCCUGUAAGCAGUUUGGUAUAAUGGGGCGCAGCAUGCAGUAUGUGCUGUGAUGGUUGCAGGAGUGCUUUUUUUUGGGGGGGGGGAGCAGGUCUCAGGGAAAAGAUCAGAGAAGGUUUCACAGAGAAAGCUUGAGCAGCCCAGCCUUGAAGGAUGAGAAAGCUAGUGACUGGUAGCAAAAGGGGUGGGAGCGCAGCCAGAGACACACAGGAAGCACGUGGCGGCUCUGCGGGCCGUUGCCGUGCCAGGGUGAGGGUGCCAAGGGGGGGCAGACAAGGAGGUUGGGACAGAUCACAGACGGCCUCGCGUGUCCUGCUGAGGAACUUGGACUUGGUUCCAUUUGCCUUUGAAGGUUGUUCCAUUCCCGGUUCUGGAGGAGAGCAGUCUCCCGUCCCUGCUGUCACCGAUUCUGGUGAUGGAGAUACGAGAUCAAGGACUAGGUCUGCGGCAAAGGUUCCGCAGCCAGGCUGCAGCGACGGUCCCUUGGGCGUUUCCAGACGCCCAGAACCUGGGAAGAGGCCACCCCACCGGCAGCCCCCGGGCAAGACUCAGUGCUGAAAGGCCUGUGGCUGCUCCUCAGUGACAUCAGAUAAGGCCACAGGCCGGUGGCCUCUUGAGGCUACGUUUGAGUUGGUUGUGUGGAUGGUUUUUAAACCGUAGGAGGGGCCCGUGAUCAAACGUCUGUCUGUUCAGGUCUCAGCGUUUGCGUGCUCCUCUGCGAAGAUAUUACAUCGUCUCGGAGCGUCAUCAUGUUCACGUGCAUUUUCCCACUCGUACCCAGGACAGAGCAGGGCUCUAAUCUUUAUGCCUCUGUGCUCGGCUCCCUCCCCACCCCCGCUUUUUGGUGGCAUUUGUCCUGAAGGGAAUGGAGCAGGCGUCAGAGCGGAGCCCUGCGGUCCAGGGCCUGGGCCGUGGUGGCGACAGAGCCGAGAGUUCCGUUCCUCAGUCUCUUAGGAGCUGAACGAAGUUGUGCUCCCUGGUACCUUUCCUGGGACCCGGUGUGAAGUUAGGCCUUUUUUUUUUUCUUUUUUUUCCCCCCAAAUGUCACACACUUCUCAUAUUCCCAUGUCUCGCGUGCUCCAUCAACGAGCGACUUUCAAAGUAUCAUUUUUGCUGGGAAGGCAAACGGUUCUACCAAGGGAGAAGCGAUUUCUCAACCUUUAAAAAAAUUAGACGUUAUAGUUAUGCUUAAAAAAAUAACGUCAGUCCAAGUUGGAGCUCUCGUCUCUCCUCCUUCUGCGCUGUUACCCUGCCGUGUGUUUGCAAAAACCAUUCUCACGACCUUCUGCCGGGGCGACGUGUGGGUGACGUGUGUGACACCACUGACUUUCGCAUCUGAGCUCUCACUUCAGCCUUGGGGCCCCGUGGUUUCUUUCUGAGUUUUGCAAACACAGUCUUCUUGUGGAAGGAAUGCCCUUUCCUGUGGAACUUCACCCAGGGCGUGUGGAAUCACAGGAUCAUGCGUUUGGAGGUUCAGACCGAGGGCCCUGAAAUCUCCAACACGCCCAGUUUGCGGGCGCUUUGCUUUACUUAGUUCAGUCCUGGCUUUGCAGGUCCGGAGGGGGUUACUACCCAGCGGGCGUCCUCAGCCCCUCCCUGAAAAUUAAAGGGAGCCCCUUAUGAAACCAAACUUGCCGCCUUUCUUUGCCUCUCUGUUAACGUAACCGAGUCUGUUGGCUUGGCCUCGGUGGCCCUUUGCACAUCUUCCCCGAUGUGUGUUGCAGGCACAUUUGAUUUUAACAGUGUCAACGAUUUCUAAGUUACUUUGGAAGCCAGAUGGAUCCCUGUCCCUUGUGGUUCUUUUCUUCGUCAGGGAGCGGAUGUAUCCAGGGUUUCUCUUCCCAGCCUGCUCCCCCCCGCCCCGUGUGUUCUUGCAGGGCCCCAAGUUGUGGUUGAUUUGCGAUCCUGACUGUAUCGGACACUGCAUCAAAGGCUUCCUCACGAUCAAAGCAGGCCAGGUUCACGGCAUGCCCUUCUCUCUUCUCUCGCUCAUUCAUUGGUGCCGGAGCCAGGCAGUCCUGGAGCCUUGCAGUCCAGGGUUCGGGUCAAGGAAUGUUUACCCUUGCGGAAGUUGCUUCACUUAAUGACAUUCAGCCAACGUACCGAAUCCUGAAGCCAUGGUGGGACGUGUUCAUGGAUUACCUGGCUGUCGUGAUGCUGAUGGUGGCCAUCUUUGCAGGAACCAUGCAACUCACCAAAGAUCAGGUGGUCUGCUUGCCAGUGUUACCAUCUCCUGUGAGUUCAAAGGCGCACACGUCACCCGGGAACACCGACGUCACCACCAGCGUCCCGCCGAUGGAACCCACCACAGACCAAGACCAAGACGUGCAGACGACACACGAGAUUUCCUUCGGCACGUCCGCUGUGACACCUGACAUACCUCUCAGAUCCACACCCCCUCACACAGACUCCCCGGGUCCGGGCCAGGAGGCCAAGAAAGAGAAGAAAGACCCAACAGGCCGGAAAACAAACUUGGAUUUCCAGCAGUAUGUAUUUAUCAACCAGAUGUGCUACCACCUGGCCCUGCCGUGGUACUCCAAGUACUUCCCAUACCUGGCCCUCAUACACACCAUCAUUCUCAUGGUCAGCAGCAACUUCUGGUUCAAGUAUCCCAAGACGUGCUCGAAGGUGGAACACUUUGUUUCCAUCUUAGGGAAGUGCUUCGAGUCUCCCUGGACGACCAAGGCGCUGUCCGAGACGGCGUGCGAGGACUCGGAGGAGAACAAGCAGAGGAUGACGGGCGCCCAGGCGCUGCCGAAGCACGUGUCCACCAGCAGCGACGAGGGCAGCCCCAGCGCCAGCACCCCGAUGAUCAACAAGACCGGCUUCAAGUUCUCGGCCGAGAAGCCCGUGAUCGAAGUCCCCAGCAUGACCAUCCUGGACAAAAAGGACGGGGAACAGGCCAAAGCCCUGUUUGAGAAAGUGAGGAAGUUCCGGGCGCACGUGGAGGACAGCGACCUGAUCUACAAACUCUACGUGGUCCAGACGGUCAUCAAGACGGCCAAGUUCAUCUUCAUCCUCUGCUACACGGCCAACUUCGUCAACGCCAUCAGCUUCGAGCACGUGUGCAAGCCCAAGGUGGAGCACCUGACCGGGUACGAGGUGUUCGAGUGCACACACAACAUGGCCUACAUGCUGAAAAAGCUGCUCAUCAGCUACAUAUCCAUCAUCUGCGUCUACGGUUUCAUCUGCCUCUACACUCUCUUCUGGCUCUUCCGGAUACCCCUGAAGGAGUAUUCGUUUGAAAAGGUCCGAGAGGAGAGCAGUUUCAGCGACAUUCCGGACGUCAAAAACGACUUCGCCUUCCUGCUGCACAUGGUCGACCAGUACGACCAGCUCUAUUCCAAGCGGUUCGGUGUGUUCCUGUCGGAAGUCAGUGAAAAUAAACUGAGGGAAAUCAGUUUGAACCACGAGUGGACAUUUGAGAAACUGCGGCAGCACGUGUCCCGCAACGCCCAGGACAAGCAGGAGCUGCACCUCUUCAUGCUGUCGGGCGUGCCCGAUGCGGUCUUUGACCUCACGGACCUGGACGUGCUGAGGCUCGAGCUGAUCCCCGAAGCGAAGAUUCCCGCCAAGAUCUCGCAGAUGACCAACCUCCAAGAGCUGCACCUCUGCCACUGCCCCGCCAAAGUGGAGCAGACCGCGUUCAGCUUCCUCCGCGAUCACUUGAGGUGCCUUCACGUGAAGUUCACCGACGUGGCGGAGAUCCCCGCCUGGGUGUACCUGCUCAAAAACCUGCGCGAGCUCUACCUGGUAGGCAACCUGAACUCGGAAAACAACAAGAUGAUCGGACUGGAGUCUCUGCGGGAGUUGCGGCACCUGAGGGUGCUCCAGGUGAAGAGCAAUUUGACCAAAGUCCCCUCCAACAUCACCGACGUGGCCCCGCAUCUCACCAAGUUAGUCAUUCACAAUGACGGCACCAAACUCCUGGUACUGAACAGCCUUAAGAAAAUGAUGAAUGUCGCCGAGCUGGAGCUCCAGAACUGUGAGCUCGAGAGAAUCCCACACGCUAUUUUCAGCCUCUCCAACUUGCAGGAACUAGACCUAAAGUCCAAUAACAUCCGCACCAUCGAAGAAAUCAUCAGUUUCCAGCACUUGAAGCGACUGACGUGUUUAAAACUGUGGCAUAACAAAAUCGUGACCAUCCCGCCCUCCAUCACCCACGUCAAAAACCUGGAGUCCCUUUACUUCUCUAACAACAAGCUGGAGUCGCUGCCGGUGGCAGUGUUCAGUUUACAGAAGCUCCGAUGCUUGGAUGUCAGCUAUAACAGCAUUUCCACGAUCCCGCUCGAAAUAGGAUUGCUUCAGAACCUGCAGCAUUUGCAUCUCACGGGCAACAAAGUGGAGACUCUGCCCAAACAGUUGUUUAAAUGCGGCAAGUUGAGGACCUUGAACCUGGGGCAGAACUGCCUCACCUCCCUCCCAGACCAGGUCGGUCAGCUCUCCCAGCUCACUCAGCUGGAGCUGAAGGGGAACUGCUUGGACCGCCUGCCAGCCCAGCUGGGCCAGUGUCGCCUGCUCAAGAAAGGCGGCCUGGUGGUGGAAGGUCACCUUUUUGACACCCUGCCGCUCGAAGUCAAAGAAGCGUUGAAUCAAGACAUAAACAUUCCCUUCGCAAACGGCAUUUAAACUGAGACAACACGUGCACAUCCGUGUGCAGAAAUAACUCCCUAGACUGCAGAUGUUCCCGUUAUUGCAAGAUCAUGCAUUUUAGGAGUAGAUACAUCUUGAAAAUACAACACAGAGAGGAUGCAUAGAAGGCUGAUAGAAGACAUAACUGAAUGUUCCAUGUUUGUAGUGUUUUAAGUCGUUCACUUCCAAAUCUUUUCUCUCGCUCUCUCUCUCUUUUUUUUUUUUUUUUUUUUUUUUUUUGUUUCCUUUUGGGGAAAGGGAAGGAAAAAUUAGAAUCACUAAUCUUGGUUUCUUUUUAAAUUGUUUGUAACUUGGAUGCUGCCGCUACUGAAUGUUUACAAAUUGCUUGCCUGCUAAAGUAAAUGAUUAAAUUGACAUUUUCUUACGAUACCACCUUUUUUUUUUUUUUUUUUUUUGGAAGUGUCUUGAUUGACUUUGCUUAAUUGGUGCAAUACUGCUUGAACUCAGACCGCUAAAGGCACAUCAGGUCCAAUCUUGUAAAUUUAGAUUUGCUGAAAUAUUGAUUUAUUUUUUGUUUUAAUUUAAAGCACCUCAAAUAAGCACUUCUUAUGAUAUUUAACUGGUGCUACUGCUUCUGAGAACCCCGUGUUAUGGAUUUUACACUCUCGAAGGCCUGGAAUGCAGUAAAGGUGUGUAGAUCACUGAGGGAGUCUUGUUUGUUUGUUUGUUUUUUUAAGAAUAAAUAAGAAAAAAAAUAAAAGAACGCUCUCCUUACAAACAGCUGUUUUUCCAUAGUCUGGAGUUCUGGUUAUGUGAUGCAUUUUUCUGUCAAUACUAUAGCGUUGCCAAUAAAUAGAAAAUGUUAUUUUAAAAUAAAUUUAAUUACAACCAAAAUAAAAAUUUUAAUGGCUUCAUGGUGACCAUCCUUCCAAUAUAUCACCAUUUGGAAGAUACCACGAAUUCAAAGCAGGUAUCGUUCAGUUACUUGCCCUUUUCACUGUCGUGGGGGAAGGAAGGCUCUGUAGUUCACUGCCUUGGAAGACCGACUCUCUGCGUGCGUUUCCGUGACAGGACGUACUUCCUGUGCUUGCCUGCGCUGGGAGGGGUUUGUCCAGGAAAAUGCUGGCAGAGUGUAUUUUUUGGACGAUGAUUUUUCCUUCUUUCUUUAACUGACGGAGUGUCUAAAUCCAUCUCAGAAAAUCGAAAAUUCCCUGCCACCUGUUGGGGUGUUGGUUGGCAGGUGCGAAAUAGGCCUUUCGUCAGGGGUGUUUUUCCAAGAGGAGAGAACGUUUUGGCACCUGCAUGAAAAAGGAGUGUCUUCUCCAUACACGAGUGGACUUACGUAAUGAAACACUGGAUAAUCCCCUGUCCUACCUUAGCGUGGCUUGAAGGAUUUUGCAGAGAACACAAAAAGAUUGCUUUUCUUCCCCAAAAUUGAUCUCUGGGGCUCCUGGCCUGUCGCAAGUGGUGGCGAAUCUUUGCCUGCCGCACAGCUUCUGAAUCCCUUGAGAGGUGUUACCGCUAAUGGGAAAGGCUGCGGCCACCGCGGCUGACCCAGCAACUGACCUCAGCUGCAGCACCCUGGCUACUCCCCUCUCCUCCUACAAGACCUGAGCUAGGAGACGAGCUUAGAAAGGCCCAAGUUUAGAAAAGCUGGAGGACAGUGGCACAGUUUUGGUGUAAGCGUCUCUCCUGCGUACGCAUCUCUCACUUCCUUUGGCUUUGGCUGAUGUGUUCACUGGUGUUGACUUCAUGCACCUGCUUUGCACCUCUCCAGUUCAAGGAACUGGGGAUUCACUGUCGGAAUAAGUCACAGCCCUUGGCUCUGUGGAGGGUUAUAACAGCAUGGGAGAGCAUAUCAAUUAGGCAGAUAAUACAAAUGAUUGAUUAUAAUUAGAAUAAAAAAGUAUACAGAAUCUGGGCAUGAAUAACGGCUUGGGGGGGGCAGUCGGUUAAAGAAGAGCUUCAGGGGGCAGCACUACCUAUAAACACUCCUAGACCUUUCCUUCCACCAGCCACACAGGGCACGGCUCUUGCUGCAUCGUGAUGCCAUGCCCAGAGACUGGUACAGUGUUUUAGAAGGAUGCCACACUGCCUUGCUGGUGAGAUCCACAGGCCAGAUCUUAGGAUCCUUGCUUGAUGGACUAGGAAGCCUGUCUUCUUUAAAACAAGUGCAUGCUGCUUUUGAAGGCACAGUGGCCGCACUCACAACCUACUGGAGCCAGGGUCUGACCAUCCCACCACUUGACCACUGGCAGCUGCCCUUAGGCACCUGUUUCCUUAUCAAUGCUUGGGGUUCCGUCGCUUAGAACUGAUUGGUAUUGCAUGCCUUCAGACUGUAUCGAGGGGUUUCUCUGGUCUUACCUAAACUUCUCUUGACGUUAUCAACCCUUAAGGAUUUCCUUGAACUCUGAAGAGGUCACGGUCCAUUGAUUUAAAUGCCACAUUCCUUGCCACUGUUUGCAAAUAGCCAUAUUUUAAAAGAGGCUCUCUGAGGAAUGCUGAUCCAUCUAACCGACUUUAAAUAUACAGGGUCUUAGAGCCUCAGUAAAACAGCAGAUGAGAUUAUAGGCCCAAGUAUACCGUCAACCCAUAUGUCUUCACAAAUUUAUGUUGGCACCACAUGUUCUAGACGUGGGGAAAACACAACGUUAAAAUGCAUAAGUUUGGCUUCCCAGUAUUUUCAUAGCUUUUUCUAAAGUCCCUUGAGCACCAUACGAAGAAAAUUAUUCUAAAGUAGCUUUCAAUGUUCCAUGUCUUUGUGAGUCCCGGAGGCUGAGAGGAUCUGGCUGGUGUUUGGCUGUUCGACUUUUUUUUCUACCCGUGUGCGGUUUGGCUCAGCCGAGAGGGUUUGGCUUUUCGGGGUCAGAAGGAUGAGCUGAGAUGGUUACUGGUACCCCGUUCUCAGUCGUGCAGCUGUAGCAAUCUCAUGGUAGGUAGAAAGAGUUCGUUCUCUCUAAGUCCUGGUCAGAAGUCCUGAUCGUUAGAAAGUUUCACACACAAAGGAAGAAGGCUUCCAUUUUAUUAUUAGUAUGGCUCGUAUGGUCUCUGAACGCCUGCCCUGGGCCUGACUUCAGCCAGCAGCUAAGCUCUGAGUUGCUGAUGGAGCAAACUGCAGGGUGCCCUUGAGACCAGCGCCCACUGGCUGUCCAUUCACCUGCUGAAUAGAAGCCAGAGGGCUGUCCGCCCGCUGAGACCUCUGGCAGCACUUGCGUCAGUCAUUCAUUCCCAUAAAAUGGUCCCUUUAUCAGCUGAAUCCCCAAACAAGGGCUGUACUGACAAAAAGCCCCUUUGAUGAAAAGAAGGGGGAAAAGGAAAAAAAACCUGGACACCAGUUUUCAAAUGUCCUCUAACUUGUGACUGUGACACAAAGAAGUGGCCUUGUCUGGUCCUGGCCAGUUGUGGCUCUCCUGGAACAAAGGGACCAGGUACUCAGUGUGGUGUCUGCUCUGGGGGGGGCGGUGGGAGGAGACUGGAGCCACGAGCCAGCCGCCCCUCGAAUCUGGCCUGGGAGACGGUUGUGCAGCCAACAGCAGGGAUAUAGGCCUCUAAUGAGCCCAGCUUCAACCUCCAAAGAAGACUAGCAACCCUGUCUUCAUCCCCCUUGAUACGGUCUGAAGGCAUGCAAUACCAAUCAGUUCUAAGCGACUGAACCCCAACCUCUGGAAAUGCAAUGCCUAAAUGGUCGCAGGUGGGUGACAGCUUUUGCUCCUGGAAAUGCCUGGUUGGCCCUGCAGGGGUUUGUCUCUGACCCACCACCCUCCCGCGGCUGCGGGCCCCCGACACGGGAAGCUGUCUCUGUGACCACUGCUGUCUUACCUCCAAGACGUGGAGCUCUGGAGGGAGAGCGCCUGGAUCUGAAUCCUGCCUUGACCUCAGCCGCGUGGCCGUGCCAGGCAGCUUAACCUCACGAAGCCUCCACGUCUUUACCUAUCAAUGGGGAUAAUCGGAUACCCCUCCCAAUGGCAGGGUGUGUUUCGUGUGUGUGUGUGUGUGAUUCAUUGAAGGGGCUGUGCCUGCCGGAGAGUAAGUUCUCAGUAACAUUCUGCUAUUUUUAUUCUGUCCCCAGCUGUGGCGGAGACGGUCAGCAGCCUCCCCAAAUGUUCAUUCUCCCCUCCUUGGUCAUGGGAUCUUCAGGGGACACCGGGGAGCGCCAAAAAAAAUGUGUAUGAAGGAAAACAUCCCCCAGCCUUGGGGCUCGAUGGGGCCGAGGGACACCGAUCACAACGUGAUGCGAAUGGAAGAGCGGAAUGCAGCUUUGGGGUCGGGCCCUUAAGGAGAAGGGCCUGUGCCGGCAGCUUCCCCCAGCCGGCUGGCUACACUGCGGGCGUGGAACGAGGCCAGCCAAGGCCGUGCAGCCCAGGACAGCAAACCAGGCGAGGCCUUGCAACCGGGCAGAAGAAGCCUGGGCCCUGCGGCCUCAAGGAGGAGGUUGGGUAAAGAAGGAAUAAACUGUGUUUCGCCUAAGCCUCUGUGGAUGGGGGCUCUGAUCCGUGCAGCCAACCUAAGACCUACUGAAUCAAAAUUCACAUUUUAACAGGAUGGGGUCCAGGUACUUGCAGGCACGUGCAAAUGUGAGAAGCGUUUUCCAAAAUAACACACCUGUCGAGCAAGUCCGCUGGUCCCCUUCAGGAGCUGGGGAGGGGCUGGCGCUGGUGACCAGUGUGCCUGUCACCACUGUCUUCUGCCUCUUGCUGGGCUAGUUGGGGAGGAGUUGGGGUGGUGCUGGUGCUACGGUUUCCACCAACUUCCAUGCCCCCUUUGCUCCUGCUGGCAGCCGUGCCCCUCGAUCACCACGGCGGCCACGGGACGGCAGGGUGAGCGUCGACUGCCUGUGAUUAUAAUUCGUUAUAGUCGUUCUCCCAGGAGCCUGAGGUUUGGGAGGUCCUUCCCCUGCUCUAAAGACGUACGCACCCAUGCCAGCCUGUGGGCAGGCUUCACAAGGCCAGGGACCCAAACCAACCCAUCGCAGUGCUGGGCCUUCAGACCCGGUCUGGGUUGGCUGCUUGACGUUCACUCAACCAUGGGCUAAGCUGCUCCUGUGGAGCCUUUUCCAAAUUUCCCUGGGCAACUGCCAAAUGGCCUGCCAUGAGACCUGGCUGGAAUAGUUGCGGGGGGAGACCCGGCCAAAGGAAUCACCCAGGUGUUAAGCCAAACUGUGUAGAUGCUGUAGAGACAUAGAUUUUUCACUUUGCUGCUGGAAAAUGAUCAGUCGUAGCCACAGGCAAGGAAGUUCUGCCUGGAUGAGAAUCUCUUGAAGACAUUGUCUCCAAGAGUUUCACUCAGAUCUUUCCUGCAGCUUCGGCCUCCUGGCUCCUUAUCUGGCUCUGCUUGUGCCGUAAACAGCUGGUCACCGCCCAGAGGACAACCAACCACUCCAGCUUCUGGAAGAUGGUGGUUAAACCACCCGUCUUCUCUUCCCCAGGAUGUUGUGAAGAUUUUGCAGCAUGGGGCCGAGAGCUCCCUAGAGGUUAACGGUGUCUAAAUGCAGUUUGCUAUUAAUUUAUCAUCAUGGUAGGCAGAAAAUUCACUUGAAGACAGCAUUUUCUGAAGUUCCCAUCAUGGCUCAGUGGUUAACGAAUCUGACUAGGAACCAUGAGGUUGUGGGUUUGAUCCCUGGCCUUGCUCCGUGGGUUAAGGAUCCGGUGUUGCUGUGGCUCUGGCGGCUACAGCUCUGAUUAGACCCCUAGCCUGGGAACCUCCGUAUGCCACGGGAGCGGCCCUAGAAAAGGCAAAAAAAGACACACACACACAAAAGAUAGCAUUUUCUUCUCUACCCUAAGAAGUAGCUGAUGCAUAGCCAAGCCUACACCUUCCACUUAUCAAUUCUAAGCAACUGCUUUUCUUUAGGGGAUGGUAUGGCGCAUGUUUCCAUUUCUGGAGGUGGAAGAAGACAUUAGGAACGGGGUUGGACCACGUAAGUAGCAAUAAUAACAUGCUAUGCUCUCAGGUAAUUGUCCUCAACCCCAUCUCACAGACGAGAAACAGAAGCACACCCGUGGUAACCACGUGAUGUGCUGGGGCUCACGUGGCACAGCAGACCUGGGAGGUGCGAUUAUUUAGAGAUGAAGGAACUGCGAAGUCAGGCAGCCUGCCCAAGGUCACCAGGCCAGCAGGUGACAGGGACACUGCUAAAUCAAACCCUGCAUAGCUGAUCUCCUGUAAUCCUCCCAAGACCACUAAGAGAAAGGCAUUCUCCCCACUGAAGAGAUGAAGGACUGAAUCGGAGAAGCCCAGCGCAUCCAGUUCCCCACCGUGGUCACCGUAGAGCAUCAUGUGUGGCGGGCGAGAAUCAGAUGCGUGUGGUCCGUGGAGAGAAAGAACCCAGGCUCACGUGGAAGAAACUGCUUAGGAGAAAAGAGGGAGAAAGUUGAGGAGAUGAACGUUCCCAGCCCGCUAGCAUCUCUACUUCCACACACUGCCCCCAGCUCCAGACUGAAUUGCCUGUGUAUGAUGGAGCCUGGUGACAGCAGUUCAAUGACCAGCUCUUUGGCACUGGCACCAAGAAGCUGCAGUCUGGUGAUGAGGCUUCGAGCUGCUGGAAGUGUCUCACAGGCAAGUUGCAUAACGUGGGUGUGUUUGGGGUCUUCAUCUGUGAAAUGGGGUAAUGAUGAUACACCUGCCUUACAGAGCAUCGUCGUGGGGGAUCAGUGAGUUAGCUCACGGCAAGCCCUCGCGUUGAGCGCUCAAUCUAUUUUAGGGGUUCUCAUGAAUAGUGUUUCUAAAAUAUUUGGAAGGUCGGUCCAUUACCGAGAUAAAAAGAAAUUCUGGAAAAACAGAGCUCUUGGAAUGUAAUAUUAUACGAGAGCUCAAGAAGUGGACACAGCCCAAGGAGGAACGAGUUGUGCUCUCUUUUCAAAAGCCAGCAAACCAGUCACCGGGGACUUCACGUCUCACAAGCAGCUUUUCAUGCCUUUAUUAAUCUGUUUAUUUGGCUUAGCAAAUCAGAGGAACCCGACUUCGUAUUAUUAAGAACCCUCUGGUUGGUUAUGAGUGUUUCUAAGUAGUUCUCUAAACUCGGGUCAGACCCAAUGACCCAUCUGGCCAAAGGCCAGAUUUCCAAAGCACAGCUUCAAGGAUCUCUGUCUUGGGCUGAUUUAUGGGCCCCGUGAACUAUUUUAGUUGUAUAGGGAAUAUGGAAUUGGUGGCUGGUAGAGAGGAGGGGACAAACCUCCUUUCCUCCAACCCAUCUCAGGUUCAUUGGCAGGGAAAUUAGACUCACCAAAGACAUCGGCAAGAGGAAAGCAAACACAAGGUUAUUGACACACGCAUCAUGCAGACACGCAGAUACGAGUAACGCAAAGGGAUGGUUAGAGCUUGGGCUCAUUUUAAUAGUUUCACAAAAGAACAAUGAAUUUUUAGAGAUGGGACAAGGCGAAGGAAAAGGACUUUGAGCUCCCAGGGGUGGUAAACCGUGAGGAGGCAAAUAUGGGAAAACUCACAGUAACUAAGGGCUAGUUUGAGCCAGGUUUGUUGUGUAGAUCUUCUGGUGCCCCCUCUGAGCCGAUGAGGGCCUAGAGUUGUCUGCAGUGGUUAACUGCUGUCUGAGCUGGUAGAGAGGAGAGACAGGAAACCUUUGCAAAUGUUAUGUCCUGCUUUUAGGCAAAUCGGGGAGGGCAGAGAGCUUUUCUUGUAUCUGCUUCUUCUCAACAGCCUUUAGCUCAAAAUAAUCCUUGUGCCACAGUGACCUACUUAGGGAUGGCAUGCUCUGCCCCCCUUCAGUGAGCUGAUCAGUACUUUGUUUUUUGGGGUUUUUUUUGUUUGUUUGUUUGUUUUUUGUUUUUUUUUUUUGUUAACUUGAAACUUGUGCUAAGACUGGUCACUGGAGCUGAAAGUGUUCACCCUUUUCUAAUCUGCUCAAGAGGGUGAAAAGACAUCUCUGUGAUCACAAGUACCUAGAGCCUGGUUCCUUUAAAGAAUUUAUUUCAACUACAUUGUGUAGACCCAAUUUUUAAAAUACCUCAUCUACAAAUGCCAAGUUUACAAAACGAUGACUAAGCGGGUGAUCAUUGAAAAAACUCAAAGAAUCUGUCCUCCUGUUGAUCAGGACUAACUCCUCUGGAACGCCUCUGGUUAUGGAGUUUCCCUUGUGGUGCAGUGGGUUAAGGAUCCACCUGGCAUUGUCUCUGAGGCGGCUUGGGUCGCUGCUGGGACAUGGGUUGGAUCCCUGGCCCAGGAACUUCCAUGUGCUGCAAAUGUGGCCAAAAAAAAAAAAAAGAAGAAGACAGAGAGACGGAUAUACACCAUGUUUAGGAAAUGCAUCUUUUGAUUACAGCAAAGUGCACCAAACACUUUACAAAGAUGCUCUUUUAAAAAGGACACACCAUUCAGGCCAGCAUUGAGCAUCUUUGGUUAUUCAUCUAUCCCUUUGCCAACCAAAGAAGAAAAACAAGUGAACAGAGUUUUGCAAAAAGACACAACAUUACGACUGCACGUUUCACGCUGCUAGUCUCAAUCCAUGUGGCAUAUAAACGAUGACUUGAUGUAGAGGGUUCUUUAUCUGAGAACCUUACAGGUUCAGCUCAAUGUAUUGCCUUUUACAAACUAGAAAACAGCCAUGAGGGACACGGGGCUUAAAAUGCAGCCUGUUUUACUGUUACCCGAUGCGGAAGAUCGCCCUCCGCUACACCUACUCUUUGUUUUAAAGAUCCCUUUAGAAUUCAGUUGUACCAACAGAGAAGCGGGGGAGGGUGAGAAGGGCGCAGGUGCAGAAUAGUUGAGAGAGGCUGCUCAGGCCGGUGCAUUCCUUUCCUCAAGCGAAACCCUAGCUCCUACCCUUUCUAAAGGGGGCAGCACGCUGAGUGCUGGGGUGGUCGGAUGUCCUUGAUUUCCUAGGAAGACCAGAUUCAGUCCAGGCUUUCUUUUCUCUCCUUGCCCCACCCCCCGCUCGCUGCCCGCACGUCUUACCCGCCCCCUUUCCACGGAGGACGGUCACAGAGCGCAGCCUGUCCUCCGAGAAUCCAGGGCCGGUGGCAGAGCGGGGCGCACGCAAUUUCCAUCAGCUGUGACCCCCGCCCACUGCCCUCCGUCCGGUGCCUUCUCCCCCUCCCCACGCCCCGGCUCCUCUGUGCGCAUAGGUGGGCCUUAAAGAACACAGCUUGAACUUGUCUGCUUAUUCGCAUGCAGUCUUCCAGGUGUCCCCGUGCCUUUUUUUCUGGUUGCAAAAGUCACACGGGUUCGUCAUCACCUAAAGUCCCAGAUUACAGACACGCAUGUCCUUUAGAACAUACCACGCCUCCCCUCCAAACUGCACCCUUUCCUUUUCACCCAGAGCAAAGGCCAAGCGUUCACGGGCCUGUGGAUUUGCGCGCCCUCGCCCGCUUUGAUCAGGGGCCUCCAGGUCUGCCCUCGUUCCCCGCGCUCCUGCGGCCACCGUCCAGCGACCGCACGUCGGGGCCUUUGCAGCAGCUCUUCCUCUGCGGCUGUGCUCACGCCGGACACGGCGGGCCUUCGAUCUUGGUCCGCGCGGGCUGCCCGAACACAACACACACACUGGGCAGCUUCAACGUCUGUGUGCUCACGGUUCUGGAGCGCGGACGUGCCCUUCAGGGCUCUGGCCAGCUUGGUUUCUGGUGAGCGCCCUUCCUGGCUUGGAGUCAACCACCAUCUCCUCUGUCCUCACACGGCCUUUCCUCGGGGCAAUGUCCCAACCUCCUUUAACCUCGGUGACUGCCUCAGAGGCCCUGGCUUCGAGUACAGCCCCACAGGCUCUGGCUUCAACAUGGGGAUUUGAGGGGAGGGACCCAAAGCUUCAGGCCACAGCAGCCUCCUUCUCCCUCAUUCCAUCGCCCAGCUCCGUGGGCCAGCAGGGGUCACUGGGGCUUAUCCUGGGCUCUAAUUAUCUGGUGGCUCCCCUGGGACCAGAGCCUGGAUGCUUGCGUCACCUGCGUGGUGGGGCCUCAGCGCUGCUGAUGGCAGGUCGCUCUGGUCGUGGGUGUCUUACUCUUUCAGAGUCUGGCCUGCGCCUCCUCACACAAUAGUGUGACUGUUUCAAAAGGGCAAAAGGGAGCCCCCGGGCUCCUCAGGGCAUGGGAUCCUGCAAGGCAAGUCAGAAAAGCAGUGUCCGUUGACAGGAGAUGGGGCCUCAGGACAGAACGAUUUGUCAGGAGUCACGGCUGUCACAAUCUGUCACUCACGGGAUCCUUUCUAAGACGGCAACUUCACUCUUAACUUUUCUUUUUUUUUUUGAUUAUCCUUGGCUAACAAACUACAAAUUCUGCACAAAAUGUGUUUAUUCAUGAAUCUAUCUCUACCACCGAGAAGAGAACCUAGAAUGGUGGGUGUUCAAUAAAUAUUUGUUAAGUAACAAAACAUUGAUUUUAAAAUAUUUUCCAGAACCCUUCGUCCUUAGGAUUUCUAUCACUUUGGUCACACCUUUACUGUUAAAAAGUGCUUUUCAGGAGUUCCUGUUACGGCUCAGCGGGUUAAGAAUCUGACUAGCGUCCAUGAGGUUGCAGGUUCAAUCCCUGGCCUUGCUCAGUGGGUGAAGGAUCUGGCGUUGCCCUGAGCUGUGGUGUAGGUCACAGACGCAGCUCAGAUCUGAUGUUGCUGUGGCUGUGGUGUAGGCUGGCAGCUGCAGCUCUGAUUCACCCCCUAGCCUGGGAACCUCCAUAUGCCACACCCGUGGCCUUAAAAAAGAAAAAAAAAAAUUGCUUUUCCAUAAAGUCAUGCCAGCUUACUUUUCCCAACACCCUCAGGAAGCAGGCAGAAUAAGUAUCAUUGCUCCCACUUUAUAGGUGAGGAAACGGAGGCUGAGGCAGGAAGAGGACUUGCCCAGGGUCACACGCCUGAAAAGAAGAGAGCUUCCGACUUUCUGUCCCAGGCUCUCUAUCAGCCAUCGUGCAAUCUUCCAGGUGAAAUGCACCUUCUGCCCUGUGCUCGGGGAGCUCUGUAAAUGAUUUGGGUGCUCCAGCUGGCUCCAGGCCACAGGGCCAAGCGUUAUCUUUCUGCAGUCUCCUCCACAGAGGUCAACAUGUAAACUUCUCCUGGAGAUCCAGAAUCAACACGCGCUCGCUGAAAGGGGAGGGGUCAGGACCUGUCUUCAGGGACCUUGCCCUGGACACUGUUUGUGCAAAAGCUGAACUUCAAAGCCUCGCGUCCAACCCGUGGUUGCCAGGUUGUUCUGGUCUGGAUACGCCUUGGUUGGGGCAGAAAAUACCCCCCUCUCCAGCUUUGAGCAGCAGUUCCACUCAGAGAAGGCUGGUUAAAGAGUGAAUCUUGGUAUCACAGGGAAGUGAAGCCAGAUGGAGGGAGAAAGCAACUCUGUUCAUUCAAAAUACGUUGUGAUGCUUUUAGGAAGGCUUGUCCCCUUUUGGAAAAGCCUCUUGAGAUAUUGCUUGCUGACCUGACCGGAGCGAGGAGCAAGUUAGAGGGUAAAGACAGCCUGUUUAAAAUAGGAAGUUUUAGGAGUUCCCGUCGUGGUGCAGUGGUUAAUGAAUCCGACUAGGAACCAUGAGGUUGUGGGUUCGAUCCCUGGCCGUGCUCAGUGGGUUAAGGAUCUGGCAUUGCUGUGACUGUGGUGUAGGCCAGCGGCUUCAGCCCCAAUUAGACCCUCUAGCCUGGGAACCUCCAUGUGUCCGGGGAGCGGCCCUAGAAAAGACCAAAAAAAAAGGGAAGUUUUAUGCUUUCUGUCUCAUCUCUUUUUUGCGACUUGUCAUGCAUGGUGUUUUUGAUUUCUUAUUUGAUGUCCUUCUAAGUGAACCUAAUAUUUUAGAUUAUUAGAUUAAAUAUCACCAGUCAUCCUUACAUUGUGCAAUGCCCAUUUUAAAUGCAAAUAUAAGAGCAUUAUGCGAAUGUGCAGAGCAGUGAAAUCACAGUUUGUAUUUGUAGCUCAAACAUGCAUACAGAUUUUGUUGUUACCGAAACAGCAGAAAUGCUGGAUGAAGUCAACGCAACUGUUUUUAGCUUCGCGUGUUGAUGUGCCCUCAUUCUCCCAACACUCUGCCUUUGGUUCACUGAUGAGGGAGCGAAGACUUGAAAGGAGAAGAAAUCUAGGGUUGCCCUCUUUCCCUUUCUUUCUUUGUCAUUAUUUUUGGACUUAGUGGUUGUUGGCUAAUUCAGAAGUAACAGGAAUGAGAAAGGCUCUAGUAGGGCUCCUUAGUCAAUGGUUAAAUACCAUUUCCACUUAGAGCACCGUUCUUCUGCAUUCAAAUCAAGUUCUGGUCCACAGAGCAAGGUCUCUCAGUGCUGUGAGCGCCCCGCCCCAGCAGAUGGAAUUCACUCACUUGUUCCUGGCUGGAGUCGAACUGAGCUCCCGGGCGUCAUGGGCAACGUGGGAGUUCUGUGCUCAUGGAACAAUCAAGAAUGUUAUAUGCAAAUGGAACAGCAAGAAAGAGUGGACACUCAUCCUCUAUCUCUCUCCUCUUCUCACACACAUGCUCCCUUGUCUCAUCAGUGUAACUGUGAAAUCCAAGUUUAAAGAUGAAAUGAUUAAAGAUUUCAGAAGGGCAACAGCAAAGCAUUAUAUCAAGUGUGCUGUGACUAUGCAGAUCUCCAGGUUUGGUUGGUUGGUUGUUUUUCUUUUUAGGGCCCAGCACUCAGCAUAUGGAAGUUCCCAGGCUAGGGGUCGAAUCAGAGCUAGAGCUGCCAGCCUACACCACAGCUCACAGCAACACUGGAUCCUUCACCCACUGAGUGAGGCCAGGGACUGAACCCGCAACCUCAAGGAUACUAGCCUGGCGGGUAACGCCCGGAGCCACAACGGGAACUCCUACUUGUCCUUUUAAUGGCUCCUCAUUGGUAAUGUAUUCCAGGCAGUAUGGUAUAGGGAAUAUAAAGCUUCAGUCCUUAGACUCUUACAAGCUCUGGCAAGUGAGCAACUGGCAUGGUUCUCACCAUGUUAGGAGCCAGAUGUGGUAGCUUUGCCUUGGCCUUGGUGAGCCUGUCCUCUGCCCUCCUUUGCAAUGGCAUUUCAUUCAUUAGCGUUUCUUCGUUCAAGGCCAGAUUCUCUCUAUCUUUCCUUCCGCCUUCCUUCCUUUCUUCAUCCCUUCCUUAAACUCAAUUAGGGUGUUACAAGUAAUUUGUGCCAAAACAAUUGAUUUGACUCCUAAUUUUUCUGGCUGGCAAUUAGUUGAGAAAAAACCAGAUAAGCAGAAAACAGAAACUUGCUCUGUUCUGCCAUCUAUUUUUGUCUUUUUAGGGCCACACCGGUGGCAUAUGGAAGUUCCCAGGCUAAGGGUCUACAGCUCGCAGCAAUGCUGGAUGCUUAUCCCACUGAGUGAGCCAGGGAUCAAACCCACGUCUGCAUGGGUACUAGUUGGGUUUGUAACUGCUGAGCCACAAUGGGAACUCCAGAUGUGUAUUUUAAUAUUGAUUCAUCUAUCAGAUGUCUGUUGAUGAAAAAAGCCUCGGUGGUAAAACAGUAUGGACAAUAUAAACAAUGUCCUUUUUGGAACCAAACUUGGCAGUGAAACUCAUCCCCAGAUGCCGGGUCGUGGUGAAGGAGAGUGCAGCGUUCAUUGCUGGGCCCCGAGCACGGAGUCCAGGGCCGCUGGUGCUCAAACACCCAAACUGCCCAAUGGGUUUCUGCAAAGCAUUUUUAAAGGGAGGGUGAGGGAGGGGCCUCCCAGGUUUGCGAUCUGCUUGUGUGCAGUUUUCUGAUUUGGCUGAUGGUGAAGUAACAGGGUUAAUAUUAUCAGUCCUUAGGUGCCAGUAUGACUGGGAGCUCCACACCAGUGGUUAUCAAGUAGUUAAUUUCUCCCAUUGGGUGGGGGGGUCAGCAUCGUUAAAACUACUCAGGGAAUGCGCCUCAGGUACCUGUCUAGGUACUUUGGAGAGGAGCUAGAGCAGAGGGUGGGGGGGGGGGGGCUGUCCUUGGAAGUCCCCUUAGGGUCCUGCUCAGUUACAUUUCCUGCUCUCAGAGAGCUUACACAUUCAUGGGGAAAAAACAAUACAUAAAUUAUUUAACAAAUAAGUUCCA